Molecule: messenger RNA, 339 nt
Organism: Ilex paraguariensis (yerba mate)
Lineage: Eukaryota; Viridiplantae; Streptophyta; Magnoliopsida; Aquifoliales; Aquifoliaceae
Source: the annotation of a GenBank genome assembly
AUGGGGAGAGGUAGGGUUGAGUUGAAGAGAAUAGAGAACAAGAUCAACAGGCAAGUGACCUUCGCUAAACGAAGGAAUGGCCUUUUGAAGAAAGCUUACGAGCUUUCGGUUCUAUGCGAUGCUGAGGUCGCUCUGAUCGUCUUCUCCACUAGAGGAAAGCUCUUCGAGUUUUGCAGUAGCUCAAGGCAAGUGACCUUCGCUAAACGAAGGAAUGGCCUUUUGAAGAAAGCUUACGAGCUUUCGGUUCUAUGCGAUGCUGAGGUCGCUCUGAUCGUCUUCUCCACUAGAGGAAAGCUCUUCGAGUUUUGCAGUAGCUCAAGGAGCAUUGAAAUACUCUAG